This is a messenger RNA of Exophiala mesophila, 919 nucleotides long. RefSeq lists its product as hypothetical. The transcript has 2 exons. Gene Ontology annotation, molecular function: transcription corepressor activity. The record is from RefSeq and is a predicted model, not a curated record. NCBI's taxonomy places the organism in Eukaryota, Fungi, Ascomycota, Eurotiomycetes, Chaetothyriales, Herpotrichiellaceae. The coding region runs from base 321 to 563 and encodes 80 amino acids.
UGUGAUGGCCCACCUCCCACUUCCCAUUCUUCCCUUACAGUGCCUACAACCCCUGGUAUCACUAUCACUCCCUGCACCGCAGUCGAUGAUGGCGCCACCACAGAAACUGCCCUCUUUCCUGUGAAAAAUCUGUUUGUUUUAGCGACGCCGGCCUGCACUGCAGCCACAGUGCCACAUUGCGAUAGUCCCUCCUUGAUCUGAUCUAACCCUCUUCGAUUCCAAUACAGUCCAUCCCAUCCUCCUCUCCCAGUCCCACGCCGAAAGCACCAUCCUCCGACAGCGGCUCCUCGCCAUCGAGCAAAAAUACCAAACCCACAGCAAUGGACAAUCCCGGCGCCAAUGAAGCAGCCGGUCGAUUAGCAGAAGCAAUAGACGAUUUUCUGGGUGAUAUUGAAAAGAAAUUCAAGGGGAUAAGUGAUGAGAUAUUGACGAAAUUGGACGAUAUGGCCGAACGAUGCGAUCGAUUAGAACAGGAAAUGCUUUUACGGGAAGCUUCUUCAAUAGAUAAUACCGGGUCUGGAUCGACGGCAGGGAUGAAGGGAUCGAUUUCGGCGGCGGAUUGAAUAAGGGAUCGACAGCUGUGUGCUUUGUUAUUGUUUGUUCCCGCGAACACAUUGUAACAUAAGGUAUUCUAGCAUGCAUUGGGUCAUGGAGUUGGGAAAAGGCAAGACAAGAGCAGUCAAAUAUCAGCUCGAUUCUGUUAGGCUUAAGGUUUUCUUUUUUUGAUCCUGUCUCGGAACGCCUCCAGAUGUAUAUAUAUGACAGCGCCUGUUCACCUUAUCAGGUUGUCAUCAGCGUGUGUCGUUGGGCGCAGAUCCAAUCACUCAGACAGCCUUCAUGCCAUGAACAUGACACAAGGCCGAGAUCGUGGUGGAUUCCGAUGAAGCCCCUGGUUGUGGGAAUUUCAUUGCACCAACAA